AUGGGCAAUACUACGAAUUUCUUGAUGUUAAGUGAUGUUGUAUAUAAGGCGGUUGAAGAAGUUAUUGAUAAAAAUAUCUCAAAAAAUAUAAACAUAUGGAUAUCAAAGCUAACGGAGGAACUAACGCAUUUAUUUGAUCGAUUUAUAUGUGGUAUACUAAAGCAAACAUUUAUCAUCAAUAUGUGCGGCUCCUGUACAGCCGCAAUGAUAAGUUUGGAGAAAAAUCAUGAAAUGAUAAAAGAAAUACGGUAUUUGAUGCUUAAUGAAUAUGAAAGGAAUCGUAAUAGUUCUAAUGAGUGUAGUUCUAAUGAAAGUAGUUCUAAUGAGUGUAGUUCUAAUGAGAUGAGUUAUAAUAACGACAGUGAUGACAGUUAUAAUAAAUUGAUUUCGUAUGAUACUUCCGAAGAAGAAAUGGAAAAUAUAGAAAAGAGAAUUUAUAAGAAACAACAGCGAAGUGAUAUAAUAUCGGUGAAAGAAGCAAUACAUAUAAUACAGAUUAUAAUACGUGAUGCUAAUAACUAUAUAAAAGAAGAAGUCGUAAAAAUGAAUGAUGCCUAUGGCAGAAUAACGGCCAAAAAUGUAUAUUCUCCCGUAAACGUGCCACCUUAUAAGACUUCCGUUAAACAUGGAUACGCGAUGUUGGCCAGCGACGGGAAGGGUGUAAGGAAAGUAUUGAAAGCACAAACCACGUUUGAUAAAAUUUCUGUCGUGCCUGGCACCUGCGUGCGUGUAAGAAGUGGAGAUCCCAUACCCAAUGGAGCAAAUACGGUUGUAACGCCAGAGAAUAUAAAGAUAUUGGACGAAUGCAAGGAUAAUGAUGAUGAUUAUUUUAAUAUCGACAAGGAAUACGAAAUUGAAGUCUUGGUUGCUCCGGAAAUAAACGAGAACAUCAGAAACGCUGGAGACGAAAUAAAGUGUUCCCAACUUAUUGUACGAACGUUUGUAUGUCUCGGACCAGCGGAACUGGGUAUUUUGACAUUAUGUAGCAUCGAUUUAAUUUCAGUUACUGAACUUCCAUCUGUAGGUCUGCUAUCUAUCAGAAGCGAAUUGGAAGAACCUGAAAAUAGUUUAGAACGCAUCCAUAAAAGCAAUAGAAUAACUCUGACCUCAUUAUUAAAAAAGAAUGGAUACGAUCCCGUCGACUUCGGAAUUUCUGCUUACAAGUUGAAUACUAUAAUAAAAAAAAUCGAAGACGCUUUGAACGAAGUAGAUGUACUUGUGAUAAUGGGCCAUUCAAACGACAAAGAUAUAUUAAAACCAAUUUUAAGGGAAUAUUUUAACGCUAUAAUACAUUUCGGUCUCUUAAACAUGAAACCAGGGAAAUCGACAACGUUUGCCUCAUGCACGUACAAUUAUAAGAGAAAGUUUUUUUUGUGCAUGUCGGCAAAUCCGGCAACAGUUCCCAUUGUCGCGCACAUAGUGCUUCUACCACUUCUAAACACGAUGCAUUGCAAUUUCUUUAAAGAGCCUAUUAUUUUGCAGACUUGCAUGAAUAAUCACGAGUUGCAUUUGCGUCCGAAAUUUUCAUGGACAACUAUACAAUGGGCAGAAAAGGAGAAGUUUCCAAGGGCUUAUUGCUCAAAAAAUCAAGAUAUAAUGAAAUAUCAAAAAGCUAAUGCACUUUUAAUGUUGCCGCCGCGCACGUGGCAGGUAUCGAAGUUAGACGCAGCAUUCGUAUCAGGAAUGUUUUUCGUACAGCAAGUAAUACAUAAUUAUGAUCCAUAUAAUUAUGAUCCCAGUAGUGAUGAUCAAAUGAAAGAAUCAAAUGAAACAAAUGUUAAAAAAGAAAUGGAUGAAGCCACUCUAAUUGCAGAAUACAUUGCACACAAUUUAGCAGGAAACGUGAAUGUCAUACAUAUAGUGAGAUGUGAUCAAAAAAAAAUAAAGGCAGAGUUAACUUUGCUGAGCACUCAAUACAGUGGUAAUGUCAUCUUAUUUGUUGGCAAUACUUUGAGUGAUAUUGUACAUGACGCAAUUGAAGAAGUUAUCGAUAAGAUUAUUCCUAUUGACGUACACAUGUUGAUACCAGGCUUAGCAGAGGGACUAAAAUGUUUCAUUAAUCGGCCGAUAUGUGGAAUAGUAAACGGGAACCUUGUUAUUAAUAUGUGUGGCCCCUAUUUAAAUGUGCAAGAAAGUUUGGAAACAUUUGGAAACACAAUACUGGAUAUAGUAAGCUUAAUGAAUGACCCAAGUAAUCAGACUUUUGAAGUAAAGAAGGAAGGAGAUAAUUAUGAGCUAUGUAAUAAUAACGGAAAUGAUAAUUAUGCUGGGCCAUCUAACAGUAAUAAUGAUCACACAUAUAAUUCUGCUGGGCCAUCUAAGAGUAAUAAUGAUGACAUAUAUAAUUCUGCUGGGCCAUCUAAGAGUAAUAUUAAUAAUAUUAAUGGUAAUAAUUACUCAUUUGAUGAUGAUGAUAAUUUUUAUGACUUAUCUUAUGAUGAUAAUAAUGAUAAUUCUGCUGGAUCACCUAAGAAUAGUAGUAAUGACGAACAUAAUUCUGAUAAGAAGAUAGAUCUCUCCUGCGAAGAACAAUCGGUACAACUUAAAAUAAUGGAAACCUUAUUACUGAAGGACUUAUAUAAGAAACAUAAGAAAAGCGAAUUGGUAUCACUGGAAAAGGCAAGAGAUAUAAUGAUAAAAGUAGUAAAUAAAUAUUAUACACAUUGUACAGUAAUUGUACCUACGAAUAAUGCCUAUGGCAGAAUAAUGGCCAAAGACAUACAUUCUUAUGUAAACGUGCCGUCUUGUAUGACUUCCAGUAAACAUGGAUACGCGGUUUUGGCCAGUGAUGGGCAAGGUGUCAGAAAAGUGUUGAAAGCAGAUCUCUCGUUAACUAAAAAGAUUUCGAUCGUACCUGGCACUUGCAUGCGAGUAAGAAGUGGAGAUGCUAUACCCGAUGGAGCAACGGCAGUUGUAAAGUCUGUGGAUACACAGAUAAUAAGUGAACAUGAUAAUGAUGAUUGUUUUAAUAUCGACCACAUGGAAUAUCAAAUUAAGAUUUUAGUUGCUCCAAAAAAGGGUGAAAAUAUUAGAGAGGCUGGCUGCGAAAUACGAACCAAUGAUAUUAUUAAACGCAAAAACACUCGUGUUAAAACAGCGGACCUGGGCGUUUUGACAUUAUGUGGCAUCGAUUCAAUUAAAGUCUUUAAAGUUCCAUCUGUAGGUCUGCUAUGUAUCGGUUAUGAUGUAUUAAAACCUGAAAACGCUUCAACUAUAGAACGCAUAUACGACUGCAACAAGAUAAUUGUGUCCUCGUUAUUAAAAAAGAAUGGUUAUAAUCUUAUAGACUUUGGAAUUUCGGUUUAUACGCCGAAUAUUAUAGAAUACAGACUCAAGGAAGCUUUGAACGAAGUUGACUUACUCGUGAUAAUGGGCCGUGCGAACGACAAAGAUAUAUUGAAGCGCAUCUUAAAGAUAGUUUUCAACGCUAAUAUACAUUUCGGUGGCGUGAACAUAAAACCAGGGAAAUCAACAACAUUUGCAACGUGUACGUUCGAACAGAAGAGGAAGUUCUUCCUGUGUAUGUCGACAAACCCAACGACCGUACCCAUUGUCACGCAUGUAUUGCUUCUGCCGUUAUUGAACAUACUAUGCUGCAAUAAAGACAAUGGUAUUAUGCAGAUACAGACUGGCAUAAAAACAUCUCACAACUUGCACCCGCGUCCAAAAUUGUCGUGGACAUCGAUUGAGUGGUCGGAGAAGAGCAUGGAUAUACAUGCAAAUGCUUACUGCCUGAAUUCUGAACAUGAGCAAAUGACAAAAUAUCAAUACAGUAACGCGCUUCUAUUACUACCGAGCCACACGCCAGAGGUGCCAAAGUUAAACGCGAAUUCAGCAUUUUUAACGGCGAUAUUUACGGGCAACUGAAAAAUGUCCAAAUUGUUCUCGAUUG
Trachymyrmex septentrionalis is the source of this 3892-nucleotide messenger RNA. Its product is annotated as gephyrin-like. The transcript is spliced from 19 exons. Gene Ontology annotation, cellular component: cytoplasm; postsynaptic specialization; cytosol. Gene Ontology annotation, biological process: establishment of synaptic specificity at neuromuscular junction; molybdenum incorporation into molybdenum-molybdopterin complex; gamma-aminobutyric acid receptor clustering. Lineage: Eukaryota; Metazoa; Arthropoda; Insecta; Hymenoptera; Formicidae. The coding region runs from base 1 to 3867 and encodes 1288 amino acids. Gene Ontology annotation, molecular function: molybdopterin molybdotransferase activity. The record is from RefSeq and is a predicted model, not a curated record.